This is a messenger RNA of Lontra canadensis (Northern American river otter), 1614 nucleotides long. RefSeq names its product Kruppel like factor 3 (gene KLF3). Gene Ontology annotation, biological process: regulation of transcription by RNA polymerase II. The coding region runs from base 154 to 1191 and encodes 345 amino acids. The record is from RefSeq and is a predicted model, not a curated record. NCBI's taxonomy places the organism in Eukaryota, Metazoa, Chordata, Mammalia, Carnivora, Mustelidae. The transcript is spliced from 6 exons. Gene Ontology annotation, molecular function: DNA-binding transcription factor activity, RNA polymerase II-specific; RNA polymerase II cis-regulatory region sequence-specific DNA binding.
CCGCCACCGCCGCCCCGGCUGGCGCGCUGACAUUACUGCAUUCGCGGGGUUCAAGGCGGCUCGGAGCCGGGCCUUUAUUUCUCGUCUGCAGCGCUCAGCACCGCGCCUCGAAAAGCCAAACACCAGAGUACCCUAGAAAGCUGAACUAAAAGAAUGCUCAUGUUUGACCCAGUCCCUGUCAAGCAAGAGGCCAUGGACCCUGUGUCGGUGUCCUACCCAUCCAGUUACAUGGAGUCAAUGAAGCCCAACAAGUACGGCGUCAUCUACUCCACCCCGUUGCCGGAUAAGUUCUUCCAGACCCCGGAGGGCCUGUCGCACGGGAUGCAGAUGGAGCCGGUGGACCUGACCGUGAACAAGCGCAGCUCGCCGCCCUCCGCGGGCAGUUCUCCUUCGUCGCUGAAGUUCCAGCCCUCGCACCGGAGAGCCUCGCCCGGCCUGAGCAUGCCUUCCUCCAGCCCGCCCAUGAAGAAGUACUCGCCGCCUCCCCCGGGCGUGCAGCCCUUUGGCGUGCCGCUGUCCAUGCCCCCGGUCAUGGCCGCCGCCCUGUCCCGCCACGGCAUCCGCAGCCCCGGGAUACUGCCCGUCAUCCAGCCCGUCGUGGUGCAGCCGGUCCCCUUCAUGUACACCAGCCACCUCCAGCAGCCGCUCAUGGUCUCCUUGUCGGAGGACAUGGAGAACUCAAACAGCAGCAUGCAAGUACCUGUAAUUGAAUCAUAUGAGAAGCCUAUAUUACAGAAAAAAAUUAAAAUAGAACCUGGGAUUGAACCACAGAGGACAGAUUAUUAUCCUGAAGAAAUGUCACCCCCUUUAAUGAACUCAGUGUCCCCCCCACAAGCACUGUUGCAAGAGAAUCACCCGUCGGUCAUAGUGCAACCGGGAAAGAGACCGUUACCUGUGGAAUCUCCGGACACCCAGAGGAAGCGGAGGAUACACAGAUGUGACUACGACGGGUGCAACAAGGUGUACACUAAAAGCUCUCACUUGAAAGCGCACAGAAGAACACACACAGGAGAAAAACCCUACAAAUGUACAUGGGAAGGAUGCACAUGGAAGUUUGCUCGGUCUGAUGAACUAACAAGACAUUUCCGAAAACAUACUGGAAUCAAACCUUUCCAGUGUCCAGACUGUGACCGCAGCUUCUCCCGCUCUGACCACCUUGCCCUCCAUAGGAAACGCCACAUGCUAGUUUGAAUGGCUCCGUCCCCUGCCUCAGCGUGGCUCCCCACUCUCCUGGCUCUCUCUCUGUCCUCCUUCCCAUGAUCUAACUCAUUUUUUACAUGUACAUUUUAAUUUGGAUUCAGCUGGCCUGAAUCUCAGAAUUUAUAUCAUUCAAACUUCCAUAUGGUCAGUAGUAGAUGUUCUCUAAUCCUCUUCCUUACCACGGGUCAGACCUAAAGAAUGUGAACUCUUUUUUUCUUUUUUUUUUUUUUUUUUUUUUCCGGGGAUGCUAAGCAAACCCUUCUUACAGAUACGUUUAAUGUAAUGAGAACAAGGGAACAUGUAAACUUAAAAUAGCCAAUUGUCGAUUUCUCCAUGUAUUUCUCAAAAGAAUGUCAAAGUAAAUGUAUUAGAAAUACAGUAUCCAGCCUUCAAGUCCUUGCCAGGGGACCUUGA